AUGAAGAAGCAGAUGCGGAAAUGGGCGUCGGGACGAAAUUAAAUAUACAAAUGGCGGGGGACAGAGACGGCGGUCUCACAGUGGACUGUGAUAAAAGUAAACAUGUUUGAGAGCUCAGUAGAACGUUUUCAAGGAGCGAAAAGAUGGCUCCGUAUUACAGCAACACAAUGGACGUAGCCAGGCAAGUCUAACUCAAACGAGUUCAACACAGCUUGCUUUGUUUAGGCAAAACUGGCUAACCCAGUCACUAAGCGACAUUUAUGUAUUUCAAUACAAAUAUGCAUACUUAAAGGCUAAUAUAAUAUCGUAAGACGCGUUAAUAAUAUCAUAUUUUGAUGACAUUCUGUGAGUAAAUGGAAUGGUCUACCUGCUAUCUUGCUGGCUGUGUAACAUCCCUGGACGACUGAGACGAUGUCUAAUGGCAAGAUUAUCCCAGACACGCCGCUGGCUGUUGACUUCUGGAAAGUUCGUAAAUGUCCAGGGACGCGACUUUUCUUCCUGUCUCACAUGCACAGCGACCACACGGUGGGCCUCACCUCCACUUGGACAAACCGACCCAUCUACUGCUCACCUGUCACUGCCUCUCUGCUCAGAGUUAAACUGGGGGUGAAGGAGCAGUGGAUCCACCCAUUAGAACUGGAUAACUCCUACCUUCUAUCUCUGGAUGACGUUGGCAAAGAGAAGAUGACAGUUACUCUAAUUGAUGCCAACCACUGUCCAGGGGCUGUCAUGUUCCUCUUUGAGGGUUACUUCGGUUCUAUACUUUACACUGGUGAUUUCAGGUAUUCCCCAUCAAUGCUGCGUGAUCUUUGCCUUAUUACAAGCGCCACAAUCAAUGUUCUGUACUUGGACAACACCAACUGUGACCCCAAUCGCGUGAUCCCCACGAGAAAGCAAGCCACUCAGCAAAUUAAGGAGAUCAUCCGCAGCCACCCUGACCAUAAUGUAGUCUUAGGCCUCUAUGCGCUGGGCAAAGAGUCCCUGCUCGUGGAUUUGGCCAUGGAAUUUCAAACUUGGAUUGAGGUUAGCUCUGAGAGAAUGAACACCCUCAAAUUGCUGGAACUCCCUGACGUUUUCACCACUGACCCGGGUGCUGGGCGUAUCCGAGUCGUGGAGCAGAGAGAGAUUUCCUUUUCUGCCUUGUGCCAGUGGAACAAGGAAGAGCCCACCCUGGCUAUCUAUCCCACCAGCAGGCCCCUGGUCUCCUUUCAUCCCAAAGUCCAUGUGGUGCCCUACUCCGAUCACUCAUCUCAUCAAGAGCUGAUAGACUUUGUCUCCGGACUCAAACCUUUGUCUCUUGUGCCUAUUAUAGGGAAUGGCAUUCCAGGAAGCCUCUCUGCCUUACUCCCUGGCAAAAGGCAUGAGAUAUUGGUGCCGGAAUCAGUACGACGAUACAUGGGGAGGCUGCCUGAAAACAAUAUGAAAUCAUCAGCCUCUUCAAACUGUCGUCACCAACAUGUCCGACCGCUUGCCCCAAAAGGAGUAGUGUUUGAAUCUCCUGUAAGUUUAGCCAAGUCAGGCUCGAAAGCGGGGUGUCUGGAUCAAGAUUCUUCCUCUGAGGAAGAGGAGGAGAUGGACAUAGAGAUUGUUGAAAAACAAUGUGACUAUAUCCCUGGCGAUUCAAACAAGAAACUCACCGCUUAUAGAAACCGACGUGAACCUGUCGACCCGUGGAGCAUCAACAUUGUAAGGACCAUCCCGGAGGAAAUGUUGUUGGCACACUCGAUAACGCUCAGUCAACUCAGUCAGAGCAACUUUGCACCUGCGGUGAUUGUGAGGAACACGAAUGUAUGCUUACGGCCGCUCUGGUGCACAGAAAAGUCCAUUGAUGAGACAUCGUCAAAUGGUAAUUACAGUCAGCCUGGUGAAUAUCCACAUGUUGGUAACAGCACACCAAGGUCAGAUGAUGACAGCAUGAGUGAGUGUGAAGGACAAGCUGCCCUGCAGCACUCCAAACACUUGACACAAAACAACAGUGAAUCUUUGUUCCACUCAAGUGUUGAUAGCCAAUCCUGCACUUCAUUAAGUUCCUUAAAAGAGACUUAUACAGAACAGCUUGAAAACAAGAUUUUGAGUGAACUAAUUUUCACAGAAGACGACAUAAAGGUAUACUGCCUCCUGAAGAAGAGUGAUGUGCAGAUGUCUGCUGUUUGUCCUGUACACAAGCAAGAUACGCUUACAUCUCUGACUAAAUGACCCGAUGUCCACAUAUUUAACUUCCUCAAAAAGCCUUUUCUUUGUUUUCCUUGUGUUUUUCUAAACGUGCACCUAUAAACACAUCUCAGUAUAUGUAGCAUUUCUCUUUGGCGCCUGUACUUAGGGAUAGGAAUCGAAAACCGGUUGUUGUUCAGAACCAUUUUACAGUGUAUCAAUUUCUUGGAAUUGCUUGAAAUGUUUUCAAAGCAAUUAUUUUAAUGAUUACAGUGGGCGGGAAUGCUGUCAUUGCCAAACAUCAGACAGCAACAUGGCGGCAGAAACGCUCCAAAGUCUUUUUACAAGAAAAUAUUGCAACACCGCUACUUGUAAACAUUGCAAGGCUACUAUUUCAUCUAGAGAUGGACACUCGAGCGAUUUGGCAAAACAUUUAAACACAAAACAUUAAUUAACUAUAAGUGAAUGUCGCUUUUCUGAACCGGUCUGAUCUCAUCCCAGCAGCAGUCACCUGGCGUGAAUACAACAGAUACUAACACCGCAUAUAAAGUCGACACUAUUAUUUGUGAAAUUUAAGUGAAUGCCUUCUCAUUAAAACAGGCAUUUUAAAAGACAGAUGUUUGCUGAUUCCAAGGCGGGUAGUACAGGCUCCAGUUCACGUCUGCCGCUAGACAAAUGUCACCGAGCAACGACUAUAUUUGCGAUCAGAAGUUAGCACCCAUUUGCCACAGAAGACACAAUUUUUGUAGGUAGGUGAAUGUUCAAUUUUAGUCAGACAAAAGUUGCAUAUUUCCCCCAAUCAGAUCUUCACAGUCAUUAUGUAUAAGUCCAUUGAUGUCAGCAGUUCAAUUUUAAAUGUGAAACUAAUUUAUUAACUAACUGAGAUAAACCAUGCCUUUAUUCCUUAUAAUAAUGAUGAUCAUGGCUAACAAUUUUUGAAAUUCCACAUUUUCUGAGAUUUUCAGUUUAAGGUUUUCCUAAGCCUGGACAUUUCGCUUCCAAUGGUCAAAGCGAAAAUAGGCCAAACACCGUUUUUUACCACACUACUGGUGAGGAAUUCAGCAUCAUACCGCCAUACAUAAAUAUAAGUCGCGUGACUAAUUCAGCUAACAUGCAGCUCUACGGGCUUCACAGUGGAAGAGGGGUUAGUGCGUCUGCCUCACAAUACAAAGGUCCUGCAGUCUUGGGUUCAAUCCCAGGCUCGGGAUCUUUCUGUGUGGAGUUUGCAUGUUCUCCCCGUGAAUGCGCGGGUUCCCUCCAGGUACUCCGGCUUCCUCCCACUUACAAAGACAUGCACCUGGGGAUAGGUUGAUUGGCAACACUAAAUUUGCUCUAGUGUGUGAAUGUUGUCUGUCUAUCUGUGUUGGCCCUGCGAUGAGGUGGCGACUUGUCCAGGGUGUACUCCACCUUCUGCCCGAUUGUAGCUGAGAUAGGCGCCAGCGACCCCAAAAGGGAAUAAGCGGUAGAAAAUGGAUGGAUGCAGCUCUACAUCUUUUAUAGACAUUUGUAACCUUAAAACAUUAUAAAAAGGUAAUUUCCUACAGAUUUUUGCUAUUUCCAGGUACAACUACCGUAUUUUUCGGACUAUAAGUCACAUUUUUUUUCAUAGUUUGGCCAGGGGUGCGACUUAUACUCAGGAGCGACUUAUGUGUGAAAUUAUUAACACAUUACCGUAAAAUAUCAAAUAAAAUUAUUUAGCUCAUUCACGCAAGAGACUAGACAGAUAAGAUUUCAUGGGAUUUAGCAAUUAAGAGUGACAGUUUGUUUGGUAAAUGUAUAGCAUGUUCUAUAUGUUAUAGUUAUUUGAAUUAAACUUACCAUAAUAUGUUACAUACCAGGCACCCUCUCAGUUGGUUAUUUAUGUGUCAUAUAACGUACACUUAUUCAGCCUGUUGUUCACUAUUCUUUUUUAUUUUAAAUUGCCUUUCAAAUGUCUAUUCUUGGUGUUGGGUUUUAUCAAAUACAUUUCCCCGAAAAUGCGACUUAUACUCCAGUGCGACUUAUAUAUGUUUUUUCCCUUCUUUAUUAUGCAUUUUCGGGAGGUGCGAUUUAUACUCCGAACAAUACAGUAAUUCCUCCUAGAUAUUUCAUCUGAUCGCUUUCAAACUUUACCCAGACAGAUUAGACAUGGAGGAUGCUACGUUUUGAUGCACUUGGGUUUUAAUGAUAGUACGCGGGCGAACUAUGGUGACAAGGAGAUGAUACGGCUGACUGCAAAUAUAGUUGUGUGGGUCAUGGCGUGCGCUGAUCAUCCUCUCAAUGUACGAUCUUUGGUCAUGCAGAGCUGAACCCGCUACAACUCCAGACGACAACGUAACACAAUGAAGUCCAGUUUUACUUUUAAAAAUCAUCAAUCCAAAAUGUGCUGUCAACAUAACAUUAACAAUAAAUUAUACUGACAUAACAAUACUGAUUUCACCUGAAUGAAAUUGAUGUAAAACCUCCCAUAGCCCUCGUGCCACGUGAUCUAGGACAUGAACAAUGAAAGGUCAAAAGUUCAAAUUCAUGUCGGAGUUAAAGGUUUUAUAUAUAUGUUUUAAUCAUGUUUAAAAACUAUUUUAAAGCGGAUUGGUCAUUGCGUUGCUCAAGGGAAUAUUAUUUAUAUGGUGCUGGUAUACCGAUGAUUUCAGUCUUUCAUAGCUCCUCCUGGACCACCAUGUUUUGACAUGGUAUUUGUUAAAUCCUGGUUAAGGCCCUCGUUAAGAAACAUUGGUCAAUAACUAUUAGAUUUGCUUUGGAGUAAAUUUUGCUCCAAAGUCACAUUCAUAACUAGUUUUGUGAGUACAACUGCAAACGGUUUGUUUAUGGAGACUUUCCCAGAAUGCAAAUGAUUGCUGAUGAUUUUGAUUUUGUGUUAUUUGCCUCCCCAAUUCACAUUACUUUUCACAUAAACAUUGCACAGAACACGUUUAGUUAUUGUGUGUCAAAAUACUUUCAAAUGUUCUUAUUAAGUACUAGACAUUGAAUAUUGUGGAGUGUUUUACUAUUAUUAUUUUUAAUACAAGUUAUUUAUUUUAUUUCUGCUUGUAUUUCUUUUAUUUCUGUGUUAUCGUUGUGUUGGGGAUAUGGAUCCCCUUGGGUCUGAACUAAAAUGACUAUUAUUUCCUGAAAAACUGAUUUCUAUUCAAAAUGGCAUUGUUGUUUUGGAAAUAGAAAUCCAAUUAAAAAAAUGUAUAUCAUACAAUA
This is a messenger RNA of Nerophis ophidion (straightnose pipefish), 5337 nucleotides long. It is a transcript of the gene dclre1b, whose product is annotated as DNA cross-link repair 1B. The transcript is spliced from 4 exons. The record is from RefSeq and is a predicted model, not a curated record. Gene Ontology annotation, molecular function: damaged DNA binding; 5'-3' DNA exonuclease activity. Bases 412 to 2196 code for a protein of 594 amino acids. Gene Ontology annotation, biological process: double-strand break repair via nonhomologous end joining; protection from non-homologous end joining at telomere; interstrand cross-link repair. NCBI's taxonomy places the organism in Eukaryota, Metazoa, Chordata, Actinopteri, Syngnathiformes, Syngnathidae.